AUGAACGCGCGGUGUCAGUGCGGCGCAGUGACGUUCAAGACGCCGCUGCCCGAGCCCCUGGCGCUGUAUAUAUGCCAUUGCUCCGAGUGCAGAAAACAGACGGGCUCGGCGUUUGGCACUUCGGCCAUAUUUCCGCAUUUCAGGCUACCGGAGACGGAAGACCUGAGCUGCUAUGCGCGACCGACGGCAUCAGGGCAGACACUCUACUGCUACUUCUGUCGCAGCUGCGGAACACGACUCAUCCACAUGACACCGUCAAAAAACGUGCUCUCCGUCAAAGGCGGCUGCAUCGAGGGCCUUGACUGGACAAAGGCAAUCCACAUCUGGACCAAGAGUGCCAUGGUGCCCAUUCCUGAGGGCUCCGAGGCGCAUUCCGAGGCGUCUAGCAGCCCCGAGUUUAGUCAGAGCCAGGAGCUCUUGGAUUGA
Molecule: messenger RNA, 426 nt
Organism: Trichoderma breve
Lineage: Eukaryota; Fungi; Ascomycota; Sordariomycetes; Hypocreales; Hypocreaceae
Product: glutathione-dependent formaldehyde-activating enzyme domain-containing protein
Exons: 4
Coding region: 1-426 (141 amino acids)
Molecular function (GO): carbon-sulfur lyase activity
Source: RefSeq, a predicted model, not a curated record